AUGUCAGAUUUCCGUGUAUGGGCAAAGACGUCGCUUUCGCGGCUACUGCCGUUAGACGACGAUUCUCUUCAUCAAAUCUUGGAAUACUCAGAGUCGCUACCAUCGGAUCAAGCUGCCGAGCACCUCAAAAACCUGCUAGGCGACUCCCCACAAGCAUUCGAAUUCAUUUCGUCAUUCAACGUCCGGCGCCCGAAAGGAAAAUCGACACCGGGGUCUAGCAAGCCGAAUGCUACGGCGUCGUCGUCAGCUCUGGAAGCACCGCGAGGGAAACCGAGAAAGAAACGCGGAGGCGCGCAGUUCAAUAAGCUCCCGGCGGUCAGGCGCCUAGAAAAUCAUGGAAAUGUCACGGGCGGGUACGUCAAGAAGGGCGAAGGAGACUACAUGGCGUUCAAUCGAGCGCCCGGUGGGAACUCCGCCGGCUUGUCGGAUGCGCUUUCACUGAACGAAUCGCCCUCGGGACCAUCGACGAAGGCCUCAACGAGAGAGGCAUCUCCCGCAGCCCGCUCGAAUGUGGGAUCCCCAAGGCCAGGGAAACUGCCGCCGUCUGCAGCGGGGCCGCUGGUCUCCGACGCACUCUCUCGGACGUCAUCCCCAGGGCCAUCUUCUCGACCAAAAUCCCAUCCAAAACCCCCUGCGGCCCAGACUCUCCAUAUCACCGGCGGGACGCCGAUGCAAGGAGCCAGCACCCUGUUAUCAGACCUCGACUCCGCCAUCCGCUCCCUCGAGAACCAAACCAACCCCACCCUCUCAUCCGCCCCGGACGCCGCUCGAAAGUGCUCAUGCCAGGCCCGACGUCAUCCCCUCCUCGCCGCAGCGCCUAACUGCCUCGCGUGCGGCAAGAUCAUCUGCGCGAAAGAAGGGCUGGGACCCUGCACGUCUUGCGGCACGCCGCUGCUCGGCCCUGUGGACGUUCAGGAAAUGCUGAGGGCGCUGAAGGAGGAGCGCGGGAAGGCGCGGAUGGACGCGAACAACGCUGCUGCCCGCCACCGUCCGGCCUCAAGGACCGCCUCACCGUAUAGUUCCGACCGCGACACGCGGAGCGCCGAGGAACCCGAGAUGGACGCGGCGUUGGCGACCGCGACCAAGCAUCGCGAUAACCUCCUAAAGUUCCAGGCAGAGAACGCCCGCCGGACGCGCGUUCACGACGAGGCAGCGGACUUCGACAUGCCGGCGAUGACGCGCACGAACGUGUGGGCCAGUCCGGCGGAGCGCGCGAAGGAGCUGAGACGACAGCAGGGCGUGUUGCGGAAGAUGGAGGCGCGGGCACGGCCGGAGUAUGAGAGGAGGAGAGUGGUGGAGCUGGAUGUGGGGAAGGGUGGGAAGGUCAUUCGGAGGGUGCGGGUCUUGGAUGAACCGGUGGUCGCACCCGAGGAGAGUGAAGAGGAGGUGGAGGGGGAUAUUGAAGACAUCGCUGAGCAGGAGAAUCAAUCCCAUAUGCGUGGUGACAAUCCCCUGAGGGGGAAGUUGGUCAAACCGGUCGCGAAAGUUUCUGGAUCAGCGGCGAAAGGGAAGGCUCACGAGAAAGAAUCGAGCUGGAGGCGGGUGCAGGAUGAUUUUUUGGACGAGUCGGACUGA
This is a messenger RNA of Eremomyces bilateralis CBS 781.70, 1575 nucleotides long. RefSeq names its product zf-C2HC5-domain-containing protein. Bases 1 to 1575 code for a protein of 524 amino acids. Gene Ontology annotation, biological process: regulation of DNA-templated transcription. The transcript has 2 exons. NCBI's taxonomy places the organism in Eukaryota, Fungi, Ascomycota, Dothideomycetes, Eremomycetales, Eremomycetaceae. Gene Ontology annotation, cellular component: nucleus. The record is from RefSeq and is a predicted model, not a curated record. Gene Ontology annotation, molecular function: zinc ion binding.